Molecule: messenger RNA, 420 nt
Organism: Exophiala bonariae
Lineage: Eukaryota; Fungi; Ascomycota; Eurotiomycetes; Chaetothyriales; Herpotrichiellaceae
Exons: 1
Coding region: 1-420 (139 amino acids)
Source: RefSeq, a predicted model, not a curated record
AUGCCUCUCUCAAUGAUGCAGCCGCUCAGUCGACCACCUUCACGUGAUCUGACACCACCAUCACCCACACGCCGACUAUCUCGCGAGGAAACAUAUCAUCUGGCCGAGACGGCAAGGAGAAAGUCGUCCAACAAAAUCGUCCAUGACGAUCUCAGACUCAAACUCAGCCACGAGCACCUGUUGGAACUUCUACUACAAGACAUUGCUCAAACCGAGCGAGAACGCCAAACAUCACCCACCGAAGACAAGUACCUGAUGGAGGAGGAACGCCAACAACGGAAGCGACCGGAGCAGGAAAGGAGGAUAUCGGAACCACCCAAAUUGGACGAGUACGGAUUCCCUCUCGACCAAGACGACGGAGAGGAAGACUUGGGCGGAUUGUCGUUAAUGCGGACUCACUCGCGGAGACCCACGAGAUGA